UUAUCUUGCCGCGUAUUUUUUACAGGCCUUUUUCUAUUUUAAGUAUGAAGUUCAUUGUUCUGUUUUGUUUUUUCGUCUCUGCUUGCCUCGCGUUGGAAAACUCCGUUCACAAAAUGAACGAAAAUGAAACCAGUCGAAAAUUUCGAACAGCGAAAGUUAACCAAUUGUGGGAUAAAGCUAUAAAGUUGAAAUUAUCUUCAGUGAUUUUAAGUGAUCUCUAUGUUGAUUUAAAACACCAUGAUCGUCAACUUAUGGACGCCAAAGUCAGCCAAAUUGACGCGGAAAACCAGAUUUGGGAAGUUUUGAAAGAAGAUUUUACCCGUAUAAUGGUGAGGUAUGGGCUUGCUGGCAGCAGAAGCUUGGACGAAAACACUACAGGCCAACAAAAAUCAAAACAACCAUUCCAGGAUCCUCAGUUAAACAAAUUAUGGUUGAAUACAGCAGCGAGCAAGAAGUUUAAAAAUGAAGAGAUGGAAAAAUUAUUCAUCGAGUUCAAACAUCAUGAGGAUAAAAUAUGGGAACUAAACUCUUUACAUAAAGACCUAGAAAAAAUGAAAGCAAUUUCGGAAAAUUCCGUCGAGCGGUUUCUUGAUUCUGAUGAGGAAAAGAAAAAAGAGAAAUAUGUGGAAGAGCUUCAACAAGAGCUUGAGAAUAGUUUCGAACGUUUGCAUCGAGUAACUUUGAAAUCAACAGAUGAAAAAGUUGAUUUUAUUGAACCACGAGUAGCUGAGUUGUGGGAGAUGGCAAGGAAUGGAAACUUUAGUGAGGAUGGACUUGCUUCUGUAAGGCAAGAACUCCAUCAUUUUGAGAAUCGGAUAACCAAGCACAGGCACUUUCGCGAACAACUGAAAAACUCGGCCGAGAAAUUAGAUUUCCAUGGAGGAGAAUCAGCACCAGAUGAUCGAGUUGUGAAACAUCAGAAGCUUCAGGAUAAAGUACAAGAUCUUGGAAACAAGGUGAAAAAACUUUUUGGUAGUUUGAAAUCAAGAUUAUCGAACGGUGUGAUCACACACAAGGAAUUAUGAUGUCAUAACCGUGUUUAUAUUUCAACAAAUAAAGUGAGUUUCUCGAUAAACUCAGACAUCCCACAAUUUCUAUAAUUGAUCAUUUCUCUUUACUAUGACCAUAUUUGGUUAUGUGAGGAAUUGUGUCACGCUGAAAAUUUAUUACUAAGUUAAAUUUCUUAAAUAUUAUUUCUAAAUAUGAUGCAAACUUGCAGAUGUAAUUAGAACAUCCUAAUAGGUCAAAAUACCAAAAAGUGCUAAUAAAUUGGAGCAGGUUAAGAAUUUACCCAAACUUUUGUUAUAAUUUAUAACAGUACAUCACAUAUCGCCUCAUUUUAUGUUAACUUUUGCUAUAAAUAAACCUUGGUAUUCGCCAACUUUUGUUAUACAUUAAAACACAUUACAUGUUUCUUUUCAUCUUACGAUGUUUUUGAUAGUUUAUUUCAAAUACGAUAAUCAAUCAUAGUGUCAUAACAUUGUCUAAAUAUUUAUGCCGAACUAUAAACAAAAGAUUCUGUUUCUGCUUGGAACUCAUUGAACCAUCUUAAACUUAUCCAUUUCAAUUGAUAGAAUGUACAUUUAUACAAUUUACUACUAACCCAUAAAAGUUUUUCUAAAACCCUGUAUAUUUAAUGCACAUUAAAACUAAGCCAACCAUGAACUGACAUAAUGUACAUUUAUACAACUAACUACUAACCGAUUCUAGUUUUAUAAAACCUGUAUUUGAAUUUCAUGCACAUUAUUUGAGGUACCAUGAAUAAAAGAUUUGUCAUAAA
Molecule: messenger RNA, 1780 nt
Organism: Ciona intestinalis (vase tunicate)
Lineage: Eukaryota; Metazoa; Chordata; Ascidiacea; Phlebobranchia; Cionidae
Source: RefSeq, a predicted model, not a curated record